Molecule: messenger RNA, 1083 nt
Organism: Rotaria sp. Silwood2
Lineage: Eukaryota; Metazoa; Rotifera; Eurotatoria; Philodinida; Philodinidae
Source: the annotation of a GenBank genome assembly
AUGAUAUUAUACGUUCGUGUGUUUCGUUUAAUAACUGAACAUACUGUUGAAGAACGUAUUGUUGAACGUGCUGAAAUGAAAUUACGUCUUGAUCAUGUCGUUAUUCAACAAGGUCGUUUACAAGAAGCAGCAACAAAAUUAGAUAAAGAUGAAAUGUUAUCAAUGAUUCGACAUGGUGCUACACAUGUAUUUUCAUCUAAACAAGGUGAAAAUGAAUUAGAUGUUGAUAUUGAUCUUGUUUUGGCACAAGGUGAACAAAAAACAAAAGAAUUACGAGAAAAAUAUGAAAAUUUGGGUGAAAGUCAAUUAAGAAAAUUUACUAUUGAUAAUGAAAAUUUAAGUGGUCAAAAUGCAAGUGGAUCCGGUGAUGGAACAGAUGCUGGUGGUGGUUCAAUAUAUAAAUUUGAAGGUGAAGAUUAUCGAGAAAAACAAUCAUCAACACUUGGUAUUAAAUGGAUUGAACCACCAAAACGAGAACGUAAAGCAAAUUAUGCAGUUGAUGCAUAUUUUCGUGAAGCAUUACGUAUGAGUGAACCACGUGCACCAAAAGCUCCACGUCCUCCACGUCAACCAAAUGUUCAAGAUUUUCAAUUUUUUCCACCACGUCUUUUUGAAUUACUUGAUCGUGAAAUAUAUGCAUAUAGAAAAUCAAUUGGUUAUAAAGCUGUACGUGAUCCUGAUUUAGAUGAACAAGAAGGUAAACGACAACAACAAGAAGAACAAAAAAAAAUUGAUGAAGCUGAACCAUUAAAUGAAGAUGAACAAUAUGAAAAAGAACAAUUACUUCAACAAGGUUUUUGUAAUUGGACAAAACGAGAUUUUAAUCAAUUUAUUAAAGCAAAUGAAAAAUAUGGUCGAGAUGAUUUAGAUGCUAUUUGUCGUGAUGUUGAAGGAAAAACACCAGAUGAAGUUAUGUCUUAUGCAAGAGUUUUUUGGGAUCGUUGUCAUGAAUUAACUGAUGUUGAACGUAUUAUGGCACAAAUUGAACGUGGUGAAACAAAAAUUCAUCGACGAAUUAGUAUUAAAAAAGCACUUGAUGCUAAAGUAUGUUUCAAUCGAAUUCUGCUUUGCACGUUACCAUAA